Haemorhous mexicanus (house finch) is the source of this 1406-nucleotide messenger RNA. It is a transcript of the gene UBFD1, whose product is annotated as ubiquitin family domain containing 1. Lineage: Eukaryota; Metazoa; Chordata; Aves; Passeriformes; Fringillidae. The transcript is spliced from 7 exons. Gene Ontology annotation, molecular function: cadherin binding; RNA binding. The record is from RefSeq and is a predicted model, not a curated record. The coding region runs from base 278 to 1147 and encodes 289 amino acids.
CCCCCGCUUCGUCCGGUCGCGCGAGGGCACCGCGGCCGCCACCACGGGCCCGGCAGCGUGCGGGAGUUCCGGUGCCCGGAGAGCUGAGAGGAGGGUCCGGCUCCCCUCCCGUCUCCCGGGGCGGCACAGCUGGUGCUGCGGGGGCGCGAUCUGGGGGCCGCCGCCGCCGCCCCCACGUUGAGAGGCGGGAGGGGGCGACUACGGCAGCCGGCGCGGCCCAGCAGCGGCGGCGGCGGCGUUUCCCGGCGUGCCCCGCGGCGGAUUGUACACAAUCAUCAUGGCUGCCGCCGCCGCCGCCGCCGAUGGUGCCGAUGAGCCGGGUAUGGAGGCGGAGGCGCCGGAGCUGCCGCUGGGCUGCGGCGGAGCGGGCGGCUCGCCGGCGGCGGGGCGGUCUCCGGACGGCGAGGAGCGCCGGGAGCCCCCGCAGGCGUCUGUCAGCAACGGCGGCGACGAGGACGGCGGCAGGGAGCUGGUGGAGCUGAAGGUGAUCUGGAACAAGAACAAGUACGACGUGAAGUUCUGCCUGGACAGCACGGGAGCCGAGCUGAAGCAGAAGAUCCACUCGCUCACAGGCCUCCCGCCGGCCAUGCAGAAAGUGAUGUUCAAGGGACUGCUGCCCGAGGAGAAAACGUUGCGGGAAAUCAAAGUAACAAAUGGAGCGAAAAUAAUGGUUGUGGGCUCUACCAUCAACGAUGUGUUAGCAGUUAAUACACCCAAAGAAGCUGCUCAACAGGACGUCAAAGCUGAGGAAAACAAAAAGGAGCCACUUUGCAGACAAAAGCAACACAGAAAAGUGUUGGACAAAGGAAAACCUGACGACGUGAUGCCUUCUGUCAAAGGCGUGCAGGAGCGGCUGCCCACGGUGCCGCUGUCCGGCAUGUACAACAAGUCAGGGGGGAAAGUCAGGCUGACCUUCAAACUCGAGCAAGACCAGCUGUGGAUUGGUACAAAAGAGAGAACAGAAAAGUUACCCAUGGGGUCCAUUAAAAAUGUGGUGAGUGAACCUAUUGAAGGCCAUGAGGAUUAUCACAUGAUGGCAUUUCAGCUGGGCCCAACAGAAGCAUCUUACUACUGGGUCUAUUGGGUCCCAACUCAGUAUGUCGAUGCAAUCAAAGACACGGUGCUGGGGAAGUGGCAGUAUUUUUGAAAGCACGCUCACCUCUGGCACAGGAAAAUGACACAAAUCUAAGGACACUGCUGGGAGAGGCCUCCAACAUCCCUGGAUGUGACAGUCCUGGAACUUAUUAUUAAAACAUGCUAAACGAGGCAUGGAUGGAAGCCAGAGGUGAUGUUCUUUCACCAUUAGUUUACUUUUAACUUAAAAUUUCACCAUCCCUUUUCUGCAGUCAGCUUCAACCAUAUUUAAAGCAAAUACAAUGGAAAUCAAUAAAUUUUAAUUCACAAAA